AUGGCAGCGAAAGGCCAUUCGCUGCGCGAUCGCCAGAUCUCUGCCCUGAAGAAGCUUCUUAGCCUGAACGACUCCUUCACCGAAGUCGACACCGAUGACGCCCAAGCCAAUGGUGGCGCACUUGGACCGACGGGCGCGAUCAUAACUUCAGAUGGCGACCCUCUCUGGAAGGUCCUCGUCUUCGACGACCUCGGCCGGGAUGUUAUCAGCAGCGUUCUCCGGGUUAGCGAUCUGCGGGCGUUGGGCAUCACGAUGCACAUGCAUAUUGGGUCCUCCAGACACGCAAUCCCAGACGUCCCGGUCAUCUACCUGCUCGAACCGACGGCGCAGAACCUCCAACACAUCACCAGCGACCUCCAAAAGGGCCUUUAUACCCCCGCUUACCUGAACUUCCUGUCCUCCAUCCCACGACCGCUGCUGGAAGAUUUCGCAGAGCAGACGAUAGCCGCCGGGACGUCGGACAGCAUUGCCAGGCUAAUGGAUCAAUACCUGAACUUCAUUGUUGCGGAGCCAGAUCUGUUCAAUCUGGGAAUGCAACGAGACCACACAUACUGGGCGCUGAACAGCGCAACGACCAAUGACGAAGAGUUGGACAGAGUGGUUGACAGGAUCGUCAGCGGCUUAUUCAGUGUCGUUGUUACCAUGGGCGUCAUUCCCAUUAUCCGAUGCCCCAAGGGCGCCGCCGCCGAGAUGAUCUCAGCGAAGCUCGACCGAAAGUUGCGCGACCACAUUCUCAAUUCGAAAGAAAACUUAUUCUCCUCCAGCGCCCGUCCGGCUUCUUCUGCCGGAACGCCACAAUCCCGCCCUGUGCUUAUCAUUCUCGACCGCAAUGUCGACUUAAUACCUAUGCUAUCCCAUUCUUGGACCUACCAAUCGUUGGUCCACGAUGUUUUGAAUAUGAAAUUGAACCGCAUUACGAUAGAGACGCCCAUAGACGAGAACAACCCUGCCAAGGGGACUACCAAGAAGGCAUACGACUUGACUGCCAGCGACUUCUUCUGGACCAAGAACGCGGCCGUGCCAUUUCCUCAAGUAGCAGAGGACAUUGAUGCUGAGUUGACCAGAUACAAGGAGGACGCGGCAGCGGUGACCAAGAAGACUGGAGUGACGGACCUCGAGGAUCUGCAGAACGACACAAGCGCCAGCGCGCAACACCUGAAGGCAGCCAUCACUCUGCUGCCGGAGCUGCGCGAGCGCAAGGCGGUGCUCGACAUGCACAUGAACAUCUUGGCAGCGCUCCUGACGGGCAUCAAGAACCGCCAACUAGACAACUUCUUCCAAAUCGAGGAAGGUGUCAUGAAGCAAACCAAGGCACAAAUAUUGGAGCUUAUCAAGGACGGCACAAAGGGCGAUGAACCCGUUGACAAGCUGAGACUAUUCGUCAUUUGGUACCUCAGCACCGAACAAGAAGUAAGCCGGACAGAAUGGGAGGGGUUCGAGAAGGCCCUGACUGAGUGCGGCGCGGAUACGACAUCUCUCCCGUAUAUUCGACAAGUCCGUGCUACCACCAAGAUGACCCAGCUCACCACCAUUUCCAACCCCAACACGAACCAGGCCGCCUCCUCCGAUAUCUUUGGCCGCUUCUCCUCCAUCUCUAACCGCCUCACCGACCGCCUGAAGGAGACAGGCGUUCCCACUGGCCUGUCUUCCAACUUUGAAUCCCUCAUUGGCGGCAUCAAGAACUUCCUCCCCGCCAACCGCGACUUGACUAUCACCAAGAUCGUCGAGUCCAUCAUGGACCCCUCCACCGCCGCGAGCUCCGCCAUCGCCAAGACGGAGAAUUACCUCUACUUCGACCCCCGCUCCGCCAACGCCCGCGGCACUAUGCCCCCGCCGAGUGCCAUCCGCGCUGGCGCCGGAGGCUCCUCGGCGCCAGGUGGCCUUCCAGGCCAGUCGCUUGGCGGCCAGACCGUGGGCACCGGUGCCAGCUUCGGCCAGCGCCGCCAGGGCUUCUCCGAGGCCGUCGUCUUCACCGUCGGCGGCGGCAGCAUGGACGAGUACGGCAACCUGCAGGAGUGGGUCGAGCGGACGGGCGGCGACCGCGCGAGGAGGCGGGUCGUCUACGGCAGCACGGAGAUGCUCAACGCCGACGAGUUCAUCAAACAGGAGCUGGAGAGGCUCGGCAAGGAAGUGGCUUCGUAG
Messenger RNA from Colletotrichum spaethianum, 2142 nucleotides. RefSeq names its product protein sly1. Gene Ontology annotation, molecular function: syntaxin binding. Bases 1 to 2142 code for a protein of 713 amino acids. NCBI's taxonomy places the organism in Eukaryota, Fungi, Ascomycota, Sordariomycetes, Glomerellales, Glomerellaceae. The record is from RefSeq and is a predicted model, not a curated record. Gene Ontology annotation, biological process: intracellular protein transport; endoplasmic reticulum to Golgi vesicle-mediated transport. Gene Ontology annotation, cellular component: cytosol; Golgi membrane. The transcript is spliced from 4 exons.